UGUCUAAGUAAACAAGAACCGUUGUUGUGAACGUGGAAUUGUUGUUUAGUCUGAAUCUGGAGAAAAGUUUAAUUGUUGUGAAUUUGUAAGCUGCCGUUCAAAUGGUGCUUCAUAUAGUGUUUGCCAUUUUGGCAGUGAUCCUCGCCAUCAACUACCUAAUGAUGCGUGGAAACAUAAAGUACGCCCGGCAUAUGAAGGGACCAAUGCCGCUGCCGAUCGUGGGGUGUUUGUAUCUAUACUUUAACAUGAAGCAAGAAGAUAUAAUCGAUUUUCUUACCACGCUCAAGACUAAGUACGGAAACCUCUUCCGUGUCUGGGUUGGCCACCGUUUGGCGUUGUUCUCCACCAACGUACAGUACAACGAAACAGUCCUAAGCAGCCAGAAGCUGAUUCGGAAGAGUGAACUAUACAAGUUCCUCGUACCAUGGCUCGGAAAUGGGCUGCUGCUCAGCACCGACCAGAAGUGGUUCAACAAGCGCAAAAUUCUCACGCCGGCGUUCCACUUCAAGAUCCUCGAACAGUUCAUCGAGGUGUUCGAUAAGCAGAGCCAUGUGCUGGUUGAUCGGCUCCGUCCGGAAGCAACCGGGAAGCUGGUCAACAUCUAUCCCUACGUGGCACUGGCUGCGCUCGAUAUUAUCUGCGAAACGGCCAUGGGAACGUCAGUGAAUGCGCAAACCGAUGCUAAUUCAUCCUACGUGAAGGCGAUCACCGACCUAAGUCUUUUGCUUACCGAACGUUUCGUGAAAGUGUGGCAACAAGUUGACUUCUUGUUCAACCUAUCGCCGGAUAAACGGCGGCAGGACGAGAUCAUCAAGGUUCUACAUGAUUUCACCACCAAAAUCAUUCACUCGCGUCGCCAAGAGCUGGCCGUGCGUGGCGUAUCGGAAGCGGAUGACGAUGCUGACAUUGGAACGAAACGACGAAUGGCGUUCCUAGAUGUGUUGCUACAGUCCACGAUCGAUGGGCGUCCGCUCACGGACCAGGAGAUUCAGGAAGAGGUAGACACGUUUAUGUUCGAGGGACACGAUACGACGACCGUUGCGAUCUCCUUUACUUUGCUACUGCUUGCCCGUCAUCCAGAAGUUCAGGAGAAGCUUCACCAAGAGAUUGUAGAGAUCGUGGGCAAUGAUUUGAAGGCACCGGUAACGUAUCGUAAUCUUCAAGACAUGAAGUACCUGGAGAUGAUUAUUAAGGAGUCGCUGCGGCUCUAUCCUCCGGCGCCGAUCAUUGCCCGACGUUUCACGGAGGAUGUUGAUUUAGGUGGAACUAAAGUUCCGGAAGGAUCCAACUUCAACAUCGGUAUAAUGCACACUCAUCGUGAUCCUAGCAUUUUCCCUGAUCCAGAACGGUUCGAUCCAGAGCGAUUUGCACCGGAUCGCUUGUUGGAACAAACCAGUCCUUACGCAUACGUUCCUUUUAGUGCAGGACCGAGGAAUUGUAUUGGCCAAAAGUUUGCUAUGCUGGAGUUGAAGAGCACCCUUUCGAAGGUUAUACGCAACUUUAAGUUAACAACGGCUGGCCCGGAACCAAAGUUAACGAUGCAACUGACACUCAAACCAAAAGACGGACUCUUUAUCGGAUUUGUUCCUCGGGUGUAGCGUUUAUUUGAUGGCGAAUAAAUAGAAUUG
This is a messenger RNA of Anopheles cruzii, 1628 nucleotides long. Its product is annotated as cytochrome P450 4d2-like. The transcript is spliced from 4 exons. Bases 102 to 1598 code for a protein of 498 amino acids. Gene Ontology annotation, molecular function: heme binding; monooxygenase activity; iron ion binding. Lineage: Eukaryota; Metazoa; Arthropoda; Insecta; Diptera; Culicidae. The record is from RefSeq and is a predicted model, not a curated record.